GGAAAAAUUCAAUAGUGAACGAUUGAAAGAACAUGUAUAAACUAAAUCGUCAAAUUUUCUUUGACGAAAAAAUUACUUUUUAAUCUUAUUUAUCGUCUUUGAUAUUUAAAAACAUAAUGAAGCUUUAUAUAUUUUUUAUUCUAUUAGUUUGUACGCAAUUUUCGUAUAGCUAUCGACACUGGAAGAAGUAUAAUUAUUCAUCAAUAGUAUUUUCUUCACCUGAAGAAUGCGCACGGAAUUGUAGAGAUAACGAGCAGCCUAAAAAUUGUUAUUAUUCUUUUCACAUUGAAUUGUAUACAACAGUUGGGCCUGCUUGUGAUGUACCAGGAUCAAAUCAAUGUAUUCAGGCAGAUGGAAUUGAAAAGACGUUAAUACCUAUUAAUCGGCAAUUACCAGGGCCACCUAUUCAGAUUUGCUUGAACGAUCGUGUUAUAGUCGAUGUGCAGAAUGCCGCUAUGGGAUUGGAAGCGACGAUACAUUGGCAUGGAAUUUUUCAGAAUGGUUUCCAAUUUUAUGACGGUGUCCCUUACGUUACACAAUGUCCAAUUGCAUCUUCCUCCACAUUUAGAUACGAUUUCGUAGUGAAAAAUUCGGGUACACAUUUUUAUCAUUCUCACAUAUCUACACACAUGCUAGACGGACAAAUCGGUAGUUUUAUCGUCAAAGAUCCACCGUCCAAAAAUCCUCAUCGUGAUUUGUACGAUAAAGAUGAAAUAAUCAUAUUCUUGAGUGACUGGAUACACGAAUUAUCGUUCGAACGUUUCCCCGGAUAUUACAGAUAUAAUAUAUUGGGACAGGCUGCAGAAAACAUACUUAUAAACGGUUUGGGAAAUUAUACCAAUUUAAAAACCGGUGAAACUACUAACGGAAGUUUGGAAGUGUUUACAGUCAAGAAAGGGGAACGGCAUAGAAUACGGUUGAUUAACUCUUUCAGCACAGUGUGCUUGGCAGAAUUUCGAAUCGAGAAACACAAAUUAAUUAUAAUCGCUCAGGAUGGUGAAAACGUGAAACCUAAACCCGUGGAUAAAAUAGUAUCUGCUACAGGCGAGCGUGUCGAUUUUAUCCUUGUUGCAAAUCAAAGUGUGGACUCUUAUUGGAUUCAAGUGCGUGGCCUUGGCGAAUGUGCAGCAACGUUUGUACAGCAAUUGGCUAUUUUGAAAUAUGAGAACGGUCCUUCUCAACCGUCGACGCCGCUUCUUAGUUAUAACGAUACAGCAGACGGUGUUAUAUACAACGGAUUAAAUGGAACGCUGUGUAACACAAAUAUCACGGAACCUGUGCUUUGUAUCAACCAAUUGGAAAGCCUUAAAAGCGAGAGCGACCUCUUAAAAGUUGAGCCCGAUGAAAGAUAUAUAUUACCUUUUUGGUUUUUCAACUAUACUGACACUUCUAAUGAUAAAUUAUUAUUUAAUACAAGUUCAUACCGUCCGUUUUUCACCGCGAACGAUCGUUCUCAACUCCUUUCCAUGUUCAAUGAUAUCGCGUAUGAGAGUCCGGCUUCGAAUUUACUUACACAGAGCAGCUCUUACCAAGCAAUAUGCAAAAGAAAUCAACUGAGCACUUGCACCGAGCCUUGUACCUGCGCUCAAAUCAUCAAAACAAAAUUAAACAAUGUUGUGGAGCUGGUAAUGUACGACGCAAUACCGUUGACGGAUUUGGAUCAUCCGUUCCAUUUGCACGGAUUCGCGUUCCAAGUGUUCAGCGUGGGACAAUUUUCGCCCAUGAGAAACAUCUCGAGGGAAGACAUAAACGAAGUGAUAGAGGAGCACACGGAACGUCUUAGAAGGGGAGAGUAUAAAAAUCCACCCGGCAAAGAUACCGCGAAAAUUCCAAUGGGAGGCUAUGUAAUCGUACGUUUCAAAGCGGAUAAUCCAGGAUGGUGGUUACUUCAUUGUCACUUCAGUUGGCAUCAUAUUACUGGUAUGGAGCUGGUCAUUCUUGUAGGAAACAAAAAUGAUCUUCCACCGACCCCAAAGAAUUUCCCGAAAUGCGAUAAUUGGAAACCAUCAUUGCAAAUGGACGACGAUUAUUGUUUUUUCCCAAAAAUUAGAUAUACACUUAUGCCAUAAUACAAAUGUAAUACGCGAGCAAAUAAAAGUAUAAUAUUUUCAAA
Messenger RNA from Apis florea (little honeybee), 2113 nucleotides. Its product is annotated as multicopper oxidase 3. NCBI's taxonomy places the organism in Eukaryota, Metazoa, Arthropoda, Insecta, Hymenoptera, Apidae. The record is from RefSeq and is a predicted model, not a curated record. Gene Ontology annotation, biological process: iron ion transport. Gene Ontology annotation, cellular component: plasma membrane. Gene Ontology annotation, molecular function: copper ion binding; oxidoreductase activity.